Molecule: messenger RNA, 8820 nt
Organism: Cryptotermes secundus
Lineage: Eukaryota; Metazoa; Arthropoda; Insecta; Blattodea; Kalotermitidae
Product: monocarboxylate transporter 9
Exons: 9
Coding region: 359-2062 (567 amino acids)
Biological process (GO): transmembrane transport; monocarboxylic acid transport
Molecular function (GO): monocarboxylic acid transmembrane transporter activity
Source: RefSeq, a predicted model, not a curated record
GGUCCAUGAGCACAACCCCCCCCCCCACCUUUACGGUUCAUUUCCCCUGUCGGCCUUGAAGAUAAGGAGAGAACACAUGUUUGGCCGUAGGCGGGUUAGAACUGGCUCAGCAUUUCGGGCUUAUGUUUACUGUGUGUUAGAAGCUUGGACAUUCCCUGUGAACGAGUUUAUGUACUACAGUGAAACGGUGAAAUGUGUUGGAAGUGCCUUGAAAUAUUUAACAUAUUUGUGUAGUGUAUUUCUGAACUGCGGGGACCAUCUGUUAAGCAUAACUUUGAGUGAGGUAACAAAUAUUGUAAUAUUGACUAUGCAAACUGGAUCUCAAGGCUGAAGAUAAGAAGGGAAGAAGAUUAUCAGUAUGGGAGCAGUGGACAAGGAAGGUCGCAAGCUGGUGGCUCCCGAUGGGGGGUGGGGGUGGAUGGUCGUCGUCGGAGUUAUGUUGGUCAACCUCUCAACACGUUCCAUUGAGCCUUCAUUUGGGCUGUUGUUUGGAGACAAACUCCGGGACAUGGGAGUGGCAACUACAGGAGCUUCAAUCAUUAUAAGCGCCUUAGAUGCAACAAUCAACUUCUCUGGUCUGUUUGUAGGCCCUCUCAUCCGGAAGUAUUCAUACCGCAAGGUGGCUCUUAUUGGCUCUGUACUGAGUGCAGUGGGGCUAAUAACCACCUUCCCUGCAGAAAGCAUGACCCACAUUCUUUCAACAUACAGUAUUAUGGGAGGUUUAGGAAUUGGUUUCACGUUGUCAUCUACAUUUGUAGCAUUGAAUCAUUACUUCAGCAAGAAACGGGGUCAGGCCAUUGGUUUGUCCAUGGUAGGUACUGCAUUGGGCAUGAUGGCAAUGCCUCAAGCAGUACAUUUGUUGCUAGAGGAAUACAACUUCCAUGGAUCUCUCCUCAUUCUGGGAGGUAUUGCCCUCCAUGCCCUUGUAGGUUCGAUGUUGCUACAGCCUGUUGAAUGGCAUGUCCGACCAGAAGAACUCAAGAAGAAUGAAAAUGAGCAACUUGAAAAUAUGGGUAAAAAACAGGAAAAUGAACCUGAAGUACAGUCCCUGCUGCUGGAAAAUCCCCAGACUUCAGUCACAGCCAUCUCUGCCUUGGAUGAUAUAGACAAACAGGAUCCAAUUGGCAGCAAAUGUACUGAACACGUCCCCCACACUGUAUCCAAUAGAGGUGUGUCAGUUCACAAGUGGAGUCAGUCAGUUAUGUCCAAGAUCUCCAGGAUGGACUUCACUGGAAGCUGUCAUACUCAUACGCAUGUGAGAAGUCAUGGUGAAGAUGGCCAUCUUGGAGGUCUGAUUAUGAAAAGAUUACGAAGAAAACAUAGGUCAGCUGUAAGUGAUGAUAUAUGUAAGAACUUAAGGACGUCUGAGAAACAGAGUGAUAAAAUUGAUUCAGGUGUGUCAGCAUCUCCCAACCACAUCCCAUACUGGAAACGAGUUGUACAUUUCAUGGACUUGGACUUACUGAAAGAUCUCAUCUACCUCAAUAUUCUGUUUGGACUCUCAAUAUUCUAUGUCGCUGAAUUGAAUUUUAGGAUGAUAGUUCCUUUCUUCUUAAAUGACUUGGGAUAUACAAAGCAAGACACAGCUUUCUUCCUGUCCAUGACUGCUGUGUCAGAUAUCUUGGCACGUGCUGUACUGCCACCUAUCUGUGAUAGAGUGAAGAUAAGGAGGAGGACACUCUUUGCAAUAGCUUCCAUCUUCCUAGGCCUCUCCAGAUCAGUUCUUGCAGAACAGACAGAAUAUACAGCGUUGAUGGUAACUAUAGUGAUAAGUGGAUUCUUCAGAGGAGCCACACUCAUCAAUUUUGCACUCACUAUAUCUGAACACUGUAGCCUGGAGAAGUUGCCUGCAGCAUUUGGACUCCAUAUGGUGGCCAAGGGGCUGUUCAUCGCAGCAUUGGGCCCUGUUGGAGGUGUAAUUCGAGAUGUGUCUGGAAGCUUCCCACUUUGUAUCCACUCCCAGACACUGAUGAUCUUCAUAUGUCUAGUAGCCUGGGGUAUAGAAUACUUGGUCACAAUGACAUCUUCCAGUAGCAAGCAAGAUAAUACAGAUAAUACGUAACAUUUGUCAUUAAUGCACCACAAUUUGCAAUGAUAGUAGCACUGUUUUGAAGGAUCAAAUAGUGCCAAGUGAGUAAUAAAAUGUACUAAGUGUAUUAGUAUGGAAAAUUACAAGUAUUAAAUCUGAACAAUGGAAUCCAUAACAUGGAGCAAUCACUGUAUUGUGAAUAAUGUUAUAAGUUGAAUGGGCAGCAAAGGUUCAGAAUGGUUAGUGUCCCUUACUCAUAGAUUCAAUUGCAGUUACAUAAAACAUAUACCUAAUGAUUCCCAAAGCCAUGGUACUACUCAUUAAGAAUCCAGUUACUGCCAAUAAUAGGUUUCCAAAUCCCUAAAUCAGGCUGCAACCUAUGGGUGUUGACGUUUAAAUUGAAGAAUGUAACAGAAGCUUUGAAGUGCAUAGUGUAAACAAAACUCACAUUUAAAUUUGGUAAUGUAUUUUGUAAAAUAUUGUUUCAUGUCCAAAGGGUGGGGUUUUACCCUCCCUUCAGGAUCAAAUACACAAGGCUGUGCUGACAAUGACUGUGUUAAAACUGGCAAAUUUCCACACAAAGGGCCCUAAACGUUUCAGAAAGCUGGUGCAUGGCCGAGGAGCUAUUUGUUAAUCCUGAGAACACAGAACUUGUGACAUUCACCAAGAGAAAAAAAUGGUAUGGUUCACAGAACUUGUUUUGCUAGAUAGGGUAAUAUGUCUUACUGGGCUGGUUAAGUACCUGAGGGCAAUCCUGAAUGCUAAGCUGACUUGGGGGAAGGAUUAUUAAAACUUACUGUUUCUUCCAGUUACAUCAUUGGCCCCUCAGCAAGGUCUAUAAUGAGGCUAGGGCCCUUGCUUACAGACUGAGGGGUGUAAGUUUGUGGUUGAUUAGGGAUUGGGCAUGAGACAUACUUGAACCUUGCCAAGCUAAUGGAAUUAGAUCUUCUUUUUCAGGUGGAUCAAAAUAAAAUGAUACCAGUGAUUGCCUUAGGUACUUUCUUUAAAAUGGAGAUCUUGUUAUCAGAGCAUUUGCUAUCUGCUUGGCCCAGUCCCCUUCAAUCUGGUAUACAAACAGAUCUAGGAUGGCUGGUGGGUUUGGGUAAAAUGUAUGUUGGACAAGAACUGUGGAGGAGGCUCUUAUGAAGCAGUUAAGAGCUUUUCAUUGAAGGGUCUCCUGAAGAACUGUCUAGGGACAUAUUAGCCUUAGAUAGGCAGCAGUAUAGACUGAUGACAGGGCUGCUUACUGGCCACUGCACAUUGAAACAGCACCUAAAUAUCAUGGGACCUUUGGGAAGUUCCAUGUAUAGGAAUUGUUGGCAGGGUGAGGAAUCCUCUUAUUAUUUACGUAGGCAGUACCCAGCUGUCAAUAAGAUUGUAACAGACCUAAUGAGCUUCAUGGUUAGGUCUGACAGAUGUCAGUAAGGCCUCAAUCAGGACACUUCUGGUUCUAACAUUGUCUCAGGGCUCUUUGUAGAGCUGUAUCAAGCUCAAGUGAACAAAACAGAUUUUGUAGUGGACUGAGUGCUUGAUAUGACUGUAAGUAGUUGUUCCCUUUAUGUCAGUAGACUAAAAUACUCUUUCACAGUAAACACCGGCCAUAAAGGAAAUAAAAAAAAAAAAACAUAACAUUUGCUAAGUAGUAAAAUUCUGUUGCUGAAAGUAUCUGAUUCCAACAACAUAUAUUUUACAAAGUCUACAGGUCGAUCUAGGGUUUUCAAGAUACUGUAUUUUCUAGAUCAUUAUUAUACUGAAAAGUCAGAACACUGUAAUUUGUCUAAGUUUGCCACCUGACAAGCACACCUGUAUAUGGCACUGCUGACUUUAUUUUUUAUUUUGCUUAACAUAGGGUAGUGGUCAAAAUAGAUAUAUAAUCGAUGGGUGGUAAUCAGUGUGAUCAUAAGAUUAUAAUAUCACAGAAUAGUUAUAUAUAUAAUGAGACCAAUGUACUGGUGCUUGCGUAUUGACAACUUGUCUUUUACCAUUAUUACUCUUAGAGAGGUGUUUUCUUCCUCAAGUUCCAAGGGACGGCAAUCUUUUAUGACUGCUGAGUUGGGGUUCCCUGCUGCUGAAGUGCUGGUGAUGAAAGGUCAAGUCUCAUAGGGGGCAAUGUGGCUGGCUUCUCAGGAUCUGCAGAAAUGCCAAGAGCUUGUGGAAGACCCUUCCCAGAUGCUGUGGCUUCAUUUUCCACCGUUAUUCUCUCAUCUGGCGACAAGUACGCAAAUGGUGAUCUCACCAUAGCGCUAAUUGAUAAGGUUGUUCUGAUGGUCAGAUAAGUAGUCACAACCUUAUCAAUAUGACCACCUGCUGAAGUCUCUUGGCCCCCCUCUAUUGUUUUUCAUAGAGGGGUUUUCAUACUUGGCAGCUGCGUAAGCAGCAUUUGCAAGCAUGCCGAGAUUGUUCUGAUUGAGCACUGCGCUGUCCAUCCGUGACUUCAGGAUCUUUACGUACAUCCUAUCCGUUUCUGGCACAGAGGAGAGAUAGGCUAGCGCUAAGUUGAAUCUUGCCAUGUUGUCACGGACUACUCUUAUGCGCAGAAUCUCGGGAUACUUUGUCAACACAAAGUAGACGAUCAGCAGGAGGUGGUUCAUUUCGACCCCCCUAAGCAGCUGCAAGACAGUAGUGAAUAUUUGGGUAGUUAUAUUCAGUUUGCUUGCGGCUGCCCUCAAACACACAUGAAACAGCCGGGUACGUAGGGGUUGGUUUGCACUGAGGAAGGUGUUCAAUGAGGCCAACACCCUUUGCAGAGGGGAUGAUCUUAGCACCCAGAUAAAUUCGUCCUCGGCAAUACAUAGGACCCCUCUGAAUGUGCGAAGGCGAUUAUUUACCCAUCCCUCAUACCCUGUUGUAGUGACGGACUUCCCGAUGAGGAGGAGAAGAAGACCCAACAGACCUAGCUGCUGAGAUCGGUCAUGGGCAAACAGCUGUUGCCCUUGGUGAGAAAAGAGCCUUAGUACAUUAAGGGCCUCAGGGGUUGCGAAAUCUUCUAGAUUUGCCCUGGUAAUAUUUCGCCAUUGUGGGUCGAUAUUGGCGUAAUUGAGGGCUUCCGUCAACUGCCCUUGCCCCUCCACCAUAUCUGAUUGUAGUAGACAAUUCACAUAACUGAUCAAACCAGCUACUAGAUCUCGGGUUGUUGGUAUCACGCCUGCAUCUGGGUAAAAAUUCCUCAACGACCAUAAGAUGGUGAUAGAGUACUCCUGAUAAUGUAGUAGUCCAGUCGGACACCCAAUUUGUGCAACCUGACGGUUUGGUACAAGUGGAUCGAUGGUGAUUGCCGAUACAGGGAAAGCUUGAGCAGCAUCCAGCAAUGCCAGGGUCCCAGCUGCAGGAUGAAGGAGUAACCCAUCUAUAUGGUUGGCUCAUACUAUUUAGCAGUAACCACAGUGCUCUCGGGAAGACUAAUGAACAAACUGCAAGAUAGAACAGAAUAGUUAAUAGCUUGUUUCUAGGUAUUACGUUAGUUAGAGAUUAUUGGAGAUUAUUAAAAUUGUACAGAAGAGGACUUGUUCACCAAUUGAUUUUGGGAGCUUAUAUUUUUCAAUCAACAGAUAAUGGAGUUGGAAAGAAUUCACAUCUGUUGCCAAAUGAGGGCUAAUUUUCCAAGAGUAAUGGGUAAUGUUAAGGGGUCUUUCAAUUCAGGUAGGGAUUGUUGAUGUCUGGAUUUUUAGCAUGUCAGGCGGGGAACAGUCGGCUGGCUCUGAGAAUGUAUGUGGGAUCUGGUUGGGUGGGGUGGAUUCCGGGUUUUCUUUUUGUGAGGUUUUAGUGAUUCACUCGUGUUAUACUAAUAUCAGGUAACCCCCUUAGUUUUUUUUCCUUUCUUAACAAGCUUGAAGGAGAUCGAGUAGGAUAAUGAUGUUGAUGAUGAGUUUUUCCAUUAAUCUCUUUGGUUCGGUGGUAUCAGGAAUUUUAGCCAAUGACUAUAACUCCUCUCUACUGUCUUUAAGAGUGUACAAAAUAUAAUGAUUAAGAGGUAGCACAGAGGAGUGUAACAGAUAUCAACCUCUAAUAACACCCAUAAAUAUUCACUAGCUACUUAGCUUUCAUGUGAUAAUAAUAGGUGGUACAAUAUUCUUUUUGAUAAGUCUAUUGCACUAAACAUCACACAGUUGUGUCACCUCAAUAGGUCUCGAUUAUCGGGCGUGAAUGGUGUUGUGUUAGAUGGAAUUGGCUUAUUUGUCCUCUUUCUGGUGUCUAUCCCAUUCACCCCUUAUUCUGGCACUUAAGGAUAUGGAUCUUCAUCUGAUUUGGUGAGAAUCACGUGUUGUUAGAGGUGAGAAGUUGGAGGGAAUCUGUGGUACGGGAAUCCCAGCCUUUUGACAAAUCUUAUGCAGCAUGAGUGUAUUCUGAGUCACCUGCCUCCUUGUUUCAAAUAACUGUCCAAUCAUCACAUCCAUCAUUCUAGCUAACUGACUGUUAUUUGUCUUGGUAUAGUCAUGCAUACACUGGCAUCUGAACCCCUGAAAACACCCAUCGUUGUAAAAGGCACAAAACUCCUUGCACAUUUUGUCCAACACCUCCUGUGUGGUAGCUCUGUGUGUGGAUCGAAAUCUCCGUGAGGAGCCGUAUCUUUGCCGAGACUCUGUCUGUCGGUUGAGAAUGUAUAGUUUAUGUUCUACUGGAAACAGAAGGAGUACGUGAUCUGCUUGAUCGAGCGCUCCUUGAGGGUUUCUCAUGUGAAGAAUCUUUAUGACCGGGUAUAGUCCUAUCUUUGGUACUUGAUCUGGUCUGUCUCCUAUGUGUAGGCUGUGUGUGCUCUCUUUGGGGGCCUCAUCUGGUUCUUCGAUCCAUUUUAUUAAAGAGUGAGUUGACAAUUCUCAGUCUAAAGGAGGCUUAGUAAAUUCGCAGUAGGAUAGAACUAAUAGAUAGAAUAGAUAGGAUAGAACUUAGCCCCAUAAUAAAAGUUUCGAGGCGUCACAUAUUGUGACAUGGGAUACAAUGUGAACAGGCCCCCCCCUUCUCCAAGUAACCAUGCUUUGAGAGUGUUUAUGGAGGGGCCAAACAGAACAGAACUUCUUCUGAAGGCACAAAAGUAAUAAUCAAAUUACGUCAGUAUGUAAAGAAACAAUUGCAGGCUUUGCAGAAACUUACAUUGUCACCUUACCUUCAACAAAACUAAAUGCUUUGAUCUUUUCAGUAUUGGGUCAUGCCAAGUUGUUUGAUGUUAACUUUGAGUAAGUUUAUUGAGAAGAAAGGGGAAGGAAAAUAAAGGCUAUAACCUUUUCAUGGCGAGCCAGGAUAGCCCAGUCAAUAUAAUGAUUAGACUGUAGAUUGGAUGACCAAGGUUCAAUCCUUGAUAGGGGAAGAGAUUUUUCUGUCUACCAACACGUUCAAUGCCUAGAUUGGGCAGCAGUUUCUCUUUCUGCAACAUGUUGACACUGGCUCUGGGGAUCAUCCACCCUCCUGUUCAGUGGGUCCUGGGUGCUAGGUACCAAGGGUAAAAGCAACUGGAAUGUCAAGAUGACCACUCAGCUCCAGUUAGUGCUAAGGUUAAGAAUAUGUGAAGCUAUACCUGCACAACCCCACACAUCUUCAUAAUGUAGUGCCUGAUCAAGCACAGGACACCUUUUCAAGGUUGCAUGUCAUUUGCCAUCUCCAGUUUCAUGCAUAAGAAUUUACUGUGAAGAUACAUUGAAUGGUUUCAAAUGGCAUGGCCCAGAGGUUGUAAAAUGGUUGUCUACUUAUAUAUAGUCUUUGAAUUUGAUCAUCUAGUAUGUAAGAGUUAUGUUUGUAUUUUUCACAUUAAAAUACUAAAAUUCAUAGUUCCAGAAUCUGCUGUGGAGUACACAUAAUAAAAUGAAUGGAUAUCAGCUUGUGAAACACAAUGAGACUUUGAUAAUGUUAUCUUGAAACUAUCAUAUCUUUAUAAUUUGUGCUCAUUUCACGUGAUUUUAUGAUAUAUACAUACUCUAGAGCAGGGCUUUCCAACUUGAAGUCACUGAGGGGCAGUAUUGUGCUUUAGGCACCUACAUGCAGGCUGUAUAAAAGAAAAAAUUUCCGGUAAAAUCGAUGACUGCUUUUAAAGUGGUUGGUGAAGCAAUACAACCACACCAAUUGUGUAAUGAGGGUGUCAAAAAUGCUGCCACUUUGAUGGUGCUUAAUAAUUGACUGCCAAAGGUUUUAUAGCUUCUGUUUAUACUGCAUAUGAUCAUGGAGUCAUUACUAAUUUCAUAAUUUGCUAAGUUAUUUAUUGUGCGUUGUGUGAAACCAUUAAGAAAAUUACAAUAUUUAGUAAGUACUUUUGGUGAAAUAUUUGGCAGGAUUCACUGUUUCUUUUAAAGAGGAGUGAAGUGUUAACUUGUAAUUUGGGGAAUAGAGGAAUACUGUCGUGGACCACACAGAACCAGUUGGUGGGCUGCAAAUUGGGUAGCUCUGCUCAAGGCCUCAGGAAUGUAAAAUAUAUGCCUCAUUUCUGUUUUACCAUUUUUUAUAUGCAAACAGAUUUAUUUUAUUUAUUAAAUGGAUUUUGUUUUCAGUUUCCAGUUAACUCUUUGAAGCCUGAGAUUCAUGCAAAUAACAUUCAAAACUUGGUGAAUGUUGUCAGAAAAAUAAUUGUUGUUUACUCCAAGAGUCAUAUCAGACAAUACAGUGUGGUCAAAAUCCAGAAUUUUGAAUGGUAAAACAGGCGAGACAUAGUGAUUACUGUGACUUACUCGUUUGAAGCAUGAAAUUGAUUGAAAUUAUAGCCUAUUAAGGAAUGCAGUUUGUACCUCACAGAAAGUUCACUUUGUCUCCAUCACAAAGGCAAACUGGUCAAUGCUGUUGAGAGAAAUAAACUCAGAUUAUGCAGAGAA